AUGCCCAAAAAGAACUAUGUCCCUAAAAUCCAUCUCCAAAUCAUCUUUCCCAAUUGUGUUAACAUAAUCAUCUCAUUGUCCAGUAAGGAAUUAAAUGCCUAUUCCAAAGCUGGGGCUGUCGCAGAAGAAGUCUUGUCAUCAGUUCGAACAGUUGUAGCCUUUGGGGCCCAGGAAAAAGAAAUUCAAAGGUAUACACAGAAUCUAAAAGAUGCAAAGGAUAUUGGCAUAAAAAAGGCUAUAGCUCCAAAACUCUCUUUUGGUGCGGUGUACUUCUUUAUGAAUGGAACCUAUGGACUUGCUUUUUGGUAUGGCACUUCCUUGAUUCUUAGUGGGGAACCUGGUUAUACCAUAAGAACUGUUCUUGCUAUAAGGUUUUUUAGUGUAAUCCAUAGUAGUUGCUGCAUUGGAACAGCAGCCCCUAGCUUUGAAACCUUCACUAUAGCCAGAGGAGCCGCCUUUAAUAUUUUCCAAGUUAUUGAUAAGAUUCUGAAGGGCCUGAAUCUCAAAAUUAAGUCUGGAGAGACAGUAGCCUUGGCUGACCCCAAGGGCAGUGGGAAGAGUACCACAGUGCAGCUUCUGCAGAGGUUAUAUGAUCCUGACAACAGCUUUAUCACAGUAGAUGGGAAUGACAUCAGAACUUAAAAUGUGCAGUAUUAUCGUGAACAUAUUGGAGUGGUCAUCCAAGAGCCUGUUUUGUUUGGGACCACCAUUAAUAACAAUAUUAAAUAUGGAUGAGAUGGUGUGAGUGAUGAAGAGAUUGAGAAAGCAUCCAAGGAAGCAAAUGCUUAUGAUUUUAUAAUGGAGUUUCCCAACAAAUUUAAUACCUUGGUAGGAGAAAAAGGAGCAUGAAUAAGUGGAAGACAGAAACAGAGAACUGCAAUUGCUUGCGCUUUGAUUCGAAACCCAAAGAUCCUGAUCUUAGAUGAGGCUACAUCUGCCCUAGAUACAGAAAGUGAAUCAGUUGUUCAAGCUGCACUGGAGAAGGCAAGCAAAGGUCGAACUACAAUAGUCAUAGCACACCAAAUUUCCACUAUUCGAAGUGCAGAUCUGAUUGUGACCAUAAAAGAUGGGAUGGUGGUGGAAAAAGGAACACAUGCUGAGCUAAUAGCAAAACAAGAUCUAUAUUAUUCGCUUGCAAGGUCACAGGAUAUUAAAAAAGCUGAUGAAGAGAUGGGAUCAAUGGCAUAUUCUACUGAAAAAACUACCAACUCAGUUUCUCUGUGCUCCAUGAGUAACAUCAAGUCAGACUUUACUGACAAGUCUGAGGAAUCCAUCCAAUAUAAAGAGGCAAGUCUUCCUGAAGUUUCUCUGUUAAAAAUUUUUUAAUUAAACAAGUCUGAAUGGCUUUCUGUGGUUCUGGGGACAUUGACUUCCAUUGUAAAUGGAACUGUUCAUCCAGUAUUUUCCAUCAUCUUUGCAAAACUCAAUACUAUGUUUGAAAAUGAUGACAAAACCACAUUAAAGCACGAUGCAUAAAUUUAUUACAUGAUAUUUGUCAUUUUGGGUGUUAUUUGCUUUGUCAGUUAUUUCAUUCAGCAAUUAUUUUAUGGCAGAGCAGGGGAAAUUUUAACCACAAUAUUAAGACAUUUAGCAUUUAAAGCCAUGUUAUAUUAUCAGGAUAUUUCCUGGUUUGAUGAUAAGGAAAACAACACAGGAGCCUUGACAACAAUUUUAGCCAUAGAUAUAGCGCAAACCCAAGGAGCAACAGGCUCAAGGGUUGGUGUCUUAACAAAAAAUGCCACUAACAUGGGAGUUUCAGUUAUCAUUUCCUUCAUAUAUGAAUGGGAGAUGGCACUCUUGAUUCUGAGUAUUGCUCCAGUACUUGCUCUGAGAGGAAUGAUUGAAACCACAGCUAUGACUGGAUUUGACAACAAGGAUAAGCAAGAAUUUUAAUGUGCUGGGAAGGUAGCAACUGAAGCUGUGGAAAAUAUUCAGACUAUAGUGUCAUUAGCAAGAGAAAAAGCCUUUGAGCAAACAUAUGAGGAGAUGCUUCAGACACAGCACAGAAAUACCAUGAAGAAAGCACAGAUCGUCAGAAGCUGUUAUGCAUUCAGCCAUGCUUGUGUAUAUUUUGCCUAUGCAGUGGGGUUUCGAUUUGGAGCCUAUUUAAUUCAAGCUGGACAAAUGACCUCAGAGGGCAUGUUCAUAGUUUUUACCGCAAUUGCAUAUGGAGCUAUGGCCACUGGAGAAACACUUGUUUUGGUACCUGAGUAUUCAAGAGCCAAAUCUGGGGCUGCACAUCUGUUUGCUUUGUUGGAAAAGAAACCAGAUAUAGACAGCGAUAGUCGAGAAGGGAAAACACCAGUGGUUCAGCACGCCCUUGAUAAGGCCAGCCAGGGGAGGACUUGCCGAGUGGUUGCUCACAGACUCUCCAUGAUACAGAAUGCAGAUUUGAUAGUAGUUCUGCAAAAUGGAAAAAUAAAGGAACAGGGAACACAUCAAGAGUUCCUGAGAAAUCAAGGUAUGUAUUUUAAACUAGUAAAUGCACAGUCAGUGCAGUGA
This is a messenger RNA of Suricata suricatta (meerkat), 2502 nucleotides long. It is a transcript of the gene ABCB5, whose product is annotated as ATP binding cassette subfamily B member 5. Gene Ontology annotation, biological process: transmembrane transport. The record is from RefSeq and is a predicted model, not a curated record. Gene Ontology annotation, molecular function: ATP binding; ATP hydrolysis activity; ABC-type transporter activity. Gene Ontology annotation, cellular component: membrane. NCBI's taxonomy places the organism in Eukaryota, Metazoa, Chordata, Mammalia, Carnivora, Herpestidae. The transcript has 18 exons.